Messenger RNA from Eufriesea mexicana, 4692 nucleotides. It is a transcript of the gene RhoGAP15B, whose product is annotated as RhoGAP_ARAP and RA_ARAPs domain-containing protein RhoGAP15B. Gene Ontology annotation, cellular component: cytoplasm. Lineage: Eukaryota; Metazoa; Arthropoda; Insecta; Hymenoptera; Apidae. The transcript is spliced from 14 exons. The coding region runs from base 820 to 4611 and encodes 1263 amino acids. The record is from RefSeq and is a predicted model, not a curated record. Gene Ontology annotation, molecular function: phosphatidylinositol-3,4,5-trisphosphate binding; GTPase activator activity. Gene Ontology annotation, biological process: signal transduction; positive regulation of GTPase activity.
AUUAGUGCGGACGCGCGAGUAAUAUCGAAGUGUCGAAGAGAAAUUGUUCUAGUCUCUUUAUCUUAUCGUGGCUGAUCCUAUCAUCGUGUAAAUACAGAAAAAAGCACUUUUAUUAUUCGACUUUAGCAGUACGAAUAGUUUUCGCUGGAAAUUAAGACGAGAACAAUCGACGGAGAUGUCAAAGAAUGCGAAGAGAAAGGAGAGAAGCUCGAUCGUGAAGUGUGAGAUUCACGUGUGUGUGCUGACUCGUGCGUGAGAGCGCUGUUCGUGUGCACCUCUAAACUAUUUGGUGUCAGUGUGCGUGUCGUGAGUAUACAGCAGUGUAUACCUUUUUAAAGGUGGAAAGAGAAGAGACGAGGAGAGAGAUCAUGACAAUGGCAACGACCAACGGCCAAGUGGGUCUCUGACCCCACUGGACAAUAAAAAGAUUCGUGUUUAAAUAGUAUUCUAUGUGCGAGGUUAAAGUGCGACGCCACGCGAGAAACACUCGAAUCGUCGUGGAAUCGUUGCGCGAACUUGGCUUGGUGUUUCAAGCGGAGAUAUCAGUUAAUUUUAGAAACUCUGAUGGAUCUGUUACCACGACUUUGCCAUGAUUCACGUUCCGUUCUCGGCUGAGCAGAAGGAACAACGAACCGCUUUCCUUUGUCUGACAACGAGGAACAUGGGAAUUUAGAUCGAGCCUGUAGAUUCCUGGAUCGGAACUGAAAAAGCAUGGAAACGUGACGUAGAUGCUGGGGACCGAAGCAUGUGGCGCAGCUUCUACGUUCCUGGAUCCUUCGGUUAAAAACGAGUGGCGAGGCAGAAAAAUUCCCAUUCGAGAUGGAGGAGAAACCGAUACCGAAACCUAGAUCGGUGAUGACGGAGCGACCGGUACCAGCACCGAGGAGGCUGCCACCAUCGUUGCCAGCAGCUCGAUUUAGUAGCCACAGCGAUUCCAGUCAAUCGGAGAAAAGCGACGACGCGAAGUCGAUAUCGGAUACAAGAAGCUCCAACAAUGAAUUUUUCCGCAAUCUGAGCAGUAGUUCCCGACAGUUGAAGGACGAGAUUUCGGAGAAGAUGACUCUGAAAAGUCGUGCGGUAAUUUCAAGCACGAGGAAUGCUAGUAUUAGGUUGGAAAAAUCGGUAAAAAACCUUUUAACACGACGAUUAACCUCGUUAAAUCAGGAUGAUCUUCUUCGAGAUAAUUCAGCCGGCAACAAGAAGUUCAAAGAUCCUGUAGAGGAUGAAAGAUGCGUCUCGAUGCCGGCUGAUGAUAUUUUCAGCAGCAUUUCGUUCUACAGUCCCCUGAACAGUAAUCUGAGAAGCGUUCGAAAUGAGGAGGAUCUUUCCGGGACGCGUCACAGUCCACCACCUCCUGCAUAUCCUCCUCCACAUCCUGACGAGUCUAUCUACGACGAACUGCAGUCCGUCACGUCGGGCAGCAGUCGAUAUGACACGAUCAGCUCGACCAUCUCUGACAAAGUCGACAGGGACUUCCCCGAAUCGUUUGAUCUCCUCAAUUUCGCACUUAAUCAGGCCAGUGAUUCGGAUCAGAGUUUGAACCUCUCCGACAUUAGCGUGGCUCUACCGCAAGACAAAUCGGAUAAUAUCAAGAGAUUAUACAGGUCUGACUCCUGGACUUUCUACGAUACUGCACCAGUGAGUAAAUCCGAAAGAAUCGAAGAGCUGGACAGGGUGUCUAGCGCAGAAGAGGAUAUCCUGGACAAAGAGGCACCUCAUCUCGAUCAAACGUCAACUGCAUCCAAUGACAGUCAGGCAUCCAUUCAAAAUUCCUUGUAUGAAAAUCUGUCGUCGCAGAAAACACAGGAGGAGAAAGAAACAAUGUGCAAUAAUACAGAGAAUAGGCAACAGAGCAGUAGAUCUUUGUUAUUCGAAUUUGAUCCAUUCGCGAAGACUGACGAGAACGUGUAUAGCAACUUUGAAAAUAAUGAUCUGAUGUUGUUGGAAACUUUAUUGGCAACCAACGAUUCACCGAGCAGCUCUGGUAGCAUCCUCGACUUCCAAGAAGCAGUUGAUAACGAGGAAGAGAUUGACGUGGAUGAAGAUGAUGUGGAGCAAAUUUCAUCGGUUCCACCGGAACCACCAAGAAGAUUUGACUCAUUGCCGAAGAAUGAAUACGAUGAAGUCACUGAAAUUGUCCCACAACCGGAUAAAAACGCUACGGGGAAAAAUCCAGCUUUGCUACCGAAAUUAGCGCACUUAGUGACACGAAAACAACCUGCUGUUCCGCCUAGGAAAUCAACGGCAAAGAGUCGUGUGAAUGAGGAGCCAGCUUCUCCUACUACAACGUCCAAAACUGGGACUACAACGAGUAAAGGUAAUCCAGCCACGACUGCGACGAGCACCACUGCGCCAGCCAAUGCCGAUGAAUCUUCGAGUCCUUCAAGCGGUAAGGCCACAGAGGAGCACAGACACGUGGGCGUGAUACAGAGAUUAAAAAAAUUGAGGCACGAGUCCGCAGGGCAUGGGAUCAGGCCGAACGUGAUGAGUUUUGUGAAAAGUGGCAGUAAAUUGUUGUCCAGAAAUCGUGACCACGGAGGCGCUGUGCCAAGCACGAAAUCAACGAAACUGGAAAGGCCAAGGGUGAAUAAUCUGCAAAAUCCUGCGACGCAUCGGGGAAUCGUUUAUAGGACUGGUGUAGGCAUAGAAAGGGCAAAGGACCUCGUGCCGAGGGCAGCGGUCUUGGCCGAGCAGAAGCUCUCGUUUUAUACUGAUAAGGGCAUGUCUACUCUAAAGGAGAUCGUUCACCUCAACACAGUGUACAGCAUUCAUCUCCUCCAGGACUUUAAGAUAGUUGAUGGAGAAACCGUACAUUGCAUAGCAAUUAGCGGGGAAGGAAGACCAAGCGUUCAUGUGUUCUACGCGAAGGGUAUAGCAGAACGAAGAAUCUGGGCUCAAAGAAUACUAGAGGCCAUUACUACCAUUUUUCCCACGAAAUACACGGCUGAACUGACGAGAGUAGGAUGGGCCUACUUGAAGGAAGGCGUAACGGGCACGUGGUUUCCGGCUUGGGUUCUCUUACACCAACGAACGUUAAUUUACACGAAAUCUCUCGAUUCCUUUAUGGCCAUAAGUUUUGGAGAACUUGAUCUUCGGAAAGCUCGAUGUAUCGUUUUACGAGAACAAGAGGGACCGAAUGCUGAUGCCGGACCAAUUCCAGUGGUGGUCGUUGACGCAGGUGGUAGCGGAGCAUUACACGUGGCUGCACCAGGAACUCACGAAGGAUCUGCAUGGAGACACGCACUUUAUCAAGCGGCUAUUACCUGUGGUCCUGCUUUAGAGCAACAACAACUCACGCAGGAUAAUGUGCCCGUGAUUCUCGACAAGUGUAUUAACUUCAUUUAUGUUCAUGGUAUCAUGUCGGAGGGCAUUUACCGUCAAAAUGGGUCCAAUAAAAGUGUGGUUAAAUUAUUAAAGGCGUUUCGUCGCGACGCAUGGGCGACGCAAAUUACAAGAAGUGCAUACACAGAACACGAUGUUGCUACGGUUCUCAGAAGGUUUCUCCGUGAUUUACCGAAUCCAUUGUUUCCUCCUAACAUUCACGAUCGCCUUUGUUUUACUUCAGGAAACGUUAAUGAAAACGAACGAGUUACUGCAUAUAGAAAGCUAUUAUCGACGCUAACUCCAAUAUCGGCGGCGACGCUUAGGAGGAUUCUUGCUCACCUUCACUGUUUGAGUCAGCAGAGCUCCCGUAAUCUAAUGACCGGCGAAAAUCUUUCCGCGAUCUGGGGACCAACUUUGAUGCAUGCUGGCGAAAGUAACGCAGAGGAAUGGAACAGAUCUGAGACUAGGGUAAUUGGUGACCUGAUCAAGCUAUAUCCGAAACUAUAUCAGUUAACUGCCGCGGAUUUAGCGAAAGAGGCAAAAAUUUUGGAAGUCCUCGAAAAGCAUCAUGGUUCAAAUAAUGGUUUGCGUGGAGCACCAUCUGGUGAUCUGAAGAUUUGGAUAUAUAUUUUCUCAAGGAAUGGGGAGUGCGUCAAUGUGACGAUUGGACCACAAAAGACUGCGUUCGACGUGUGUCAAGAACUGGCGGACAAAACUAAUAUGCCAGCUCAUGAACUGUGCCUGGAAGAAUAUACUUUGUCUGGUGCACUGGAAAGACCACUGCAUCACAGAGAGCGUGUCCUCGAAGCAGUGGCAAGGUGGGGAUACUGGGAUCCCGAGGAUAGAAAGGACAACGUCCUCAUACUUAAGAAAGAUCGACUACACAAGGAUAUAGUGCCUUUGAUAAAACCAUCGAUGACAACGUCUGGUGAACUUAAAUUUGCUGACACAAAAUCGAAAAAUUUUAAGAACUACCUCUUCGAAUUUAGUCACGCGAAACUUUAUUGUUACAAAGACAAAGGUUGCGCAAAUGUAUUAUCUGAAUGGAAAAUAGAAGACAUCAUUUGGUAUUUAGGUCAUGAGCCAAAGCGAAAUCCACAGACAGGAUGGUCCAUCACAUUCAUAGCUAAAAAUAAAAAACCAACAAGGUGUAAAGAAAGUCCAUUUUUUGGAAACACUUUAGCAGGAUCAUUGAAAGAAGAACAAAUCAAAUGGAUAGCAGCUAUGGUUUUCGGAGAAUAUCAACUAAAUGUCCGACCUCCAUCAGUCAAUCUUAUGGAUCUAUAAAUGAUUAACUUAUUUUCUUAAACUGUGCUACUUAGUGCCUUCAAAAUUCAUGUAUAAAUUUCGUUUGUCAUAAAUUCAGUG